UUUGGGAAAAGUCGGACCCAACCCGACCCUGCAGCACUAAUUGUAUGCUCUUCAACUGCCUUGUAUAUAUCUAGCAGAAUGAUGUCUUCCACCUUAACGAACCUCCUGUGCCCUCCACUCUCCUCCCAAAAAGCUCAAACCAAACACCAGAAUGCUUGGAAUUCCAUCCUCAAGUACCACCUCAAGCUCAAGAAUGAUAGAGGAAUCCUCGCAACAUUCGCUGAAAUGGAAGCUUCGGGCGUUGCCCCCGAUCGACUCACACUGCCGCUCGUUCUUAAGGCGUGCACAAGGCUACACGACGUCAAACUUGGCAAAAGUAUUCAUUCUCAUAUCAGUGGCACCGACUUGAUCGAAGAUGUCCGGGUUAGGACAGCACUUAUUGAUUUUUACUGCAAAUGUGGGUUCCUGGAUGAUGCGUAUGAGCUGUUUGAAGAAAUGACCCAAGGAGACUUGGCAUCUUGGAAUGCCAUGAUUUCUGGGCAUGUUAAAAAUUUGCAAUAUAGAGAUUCUAUUUUGCUGUUUUCUAGAAUGAGAAGAGCUGGUUUUGAUCCCAAUUCAGUGACCCUGGUUAGUCUCCUUUCUGCUUGCACCAAGUUGUCCUACUUAAGACUUGGGAAAGAGAUACAUUGCUAUUGUUUGAGAAGAGGGUUUUUUGAAUCAGAGCCACAUGUGGGGACUUCAUUGAUUGGGUUCUAUUCGGGGUUUGACAUAAGGUGGUCACGGUCUGUAUUUGAUUUGAUGGUGUUAAGGAAUACAGUGACUUGGAAUGCAAUCAUAUAUGGGUAUUUUCAGGUGGGAGGUGUUGAUGAAGCUUUGAAAGUUUUUGUCCAGAUGCUAGUAGACAAUGUAUCUCCAGACUCUGUGACAUUGUUGGCUGCUUUGCAAUCUUGUGUGGAGUUUGGAUGUUUCGAGUUGGGAAAGCAAAUUCAUCAGUUCUCUGUCAAGUAUGGGUUUUCAUCCGAUAAAUUUGUAGCAAAUGCAUUGAUUGAUAUGUAUGGUAAAUGUGCAAACUCAGAAUCAUCAACUUUGGCUUUUGAAAAGAUGCUCAUAAAAGAUCUGGCGGCAUGGAAUGCCAUGAUCUCUGCAUAUAAAAAUUGCAUGCUAUAUGACAAAGCAUUCAACUUGUUUAAAAAGAUGCAAUUGGAGGACAUAAAAGGAAAUUCAAUCACCAUUGCUACAAUGCUAUCUAUAUGUGCUCACUCUGGUGAGUUAGAGAAAGGUAAACAGCUUCAUGCCUAUGCCCUGAAAACUGGAAAGAAGGGUGAUGUUGCCAUUGAAGGUGCAUUACUGAGCAUGUAUGCAGAGUUAGAUUGUAUGGUAUCUUCUCUUCAGAUUUUUCAUGGAAUGGACAAGUUAGAUGUGGUUCUUUGGAACAUAUUAUUUGCAGGUUUGAUUCGUAAUCAAUUGACAAGCCAGGCUUGGAGUUUCUUUAGACAAAUGCAGCAAAUGGGAACUAAACCCAACUCAUUUACCAUGGUCUCUCUUCUUGCAGGAUGCAGAGACAAAUUAUCUUUGAAUGUCGGCAGAUCAAUCCAUGGUUACGUAACGCGACAUGGCCUUGAUGUCAAUUCAUCAUUGAGCACUGCACUGACCAAUAUGUACAUGGACUGUGGAUAUGAAUCAGCUGCACUCCAUAUAUUUUGGAGGUCCUCUGAUAGAGAUUUAGUCUCUUGGAAUGCUAUGAUUGCGAGCUACAUUCGCAGUGGAAAACCAAAUGAAGCCCUUUUACUCUUUUACCUCAUGCACUCAGAGGUGAAACCCAACUCAGCCACACUGAUUAAUGUUCUUCCAUCAUGUACACAUAUGGCAAAUCUACCACAAGGUAGAUGCUUGCAUGCAUACAUUCUCAGAAGGGAACUUGGUUUGGCUAUAGACGUUCCUUUGGGAAAUGCUCUUCUAACUAUGUAUGCAAGAUGUGGGAGCAUAAGCGAUGCUGAGAAGGUAUUCGAAAACCUACCAGAAAGAGAUAUUGUAUCUUGGAAUGCUAUGAUUGCUGCAUAUGGAAUUCAUGGGCGUGGUGAAGAUGCAAUUCAUAUAUUUUACCAAAUGCUAGAUGCUGGUGAGAGACCAACAAGUGUGACAUUUAUUUCUGUUUUAUCUGCUUGCAGCCACUCUGGUCUGGUUGAGAAAGGAUGGGAAGUUUUUCAUUCCAUGACCAGGGACUUCCAUAUAACACCCAAGGUUGUUCAUUACUCAUGCAUGGUAGAUCUACUUGGCCGUGCAGGCAGCCUGGAUAAAGCUCGUGAUCUGAUUCGCUCAAUGCCUAUGGAACCAGAUCCUAGUGUAUGGAGAGCUCUUCUGAGUGCUUGCCAAGUGUUUUCUAACAUUGAACUGGCAAAAAUAAUUGCUGGAAAACUCAUUGAACUAGAACCAUGGAAUAUUGCAAACUACAUUCUUCUUUCCAAUAUUUAUGCUGCAGCUGGGAAUUGGGAAGAUGUCAAAGCUUUAAGAGCACUGAUCAAGGAGAAGGGUUUCAGAAAGACUCCAGGAAACAGUUGGAUGGCUAUUAGGAACCAAGUCAACUCUUUUACUGCAGGGGACAAGUUACACCCUUGGCUCAGUAUUAGCUACACAAGACUGAAUUGGCUCUUAGAUGGGCUAAACAAAGAUUAUAUUUUCCUGAAUCAAGUUUGGUCUUACAUGAUGUGGAGGAUGGGGAAAAAGCCAACCUUUCUGCCAGAGUUAGAAACUAACAGUUGCUUUUAUCUCUGGAAAACAAGCCUGCAGAUAGUAAUUACUAUAUGUCUUAUUAUAUGUGGAGAGUGCCACUUGUUCAGCAAGUUUGCUUCUGAUUUUCAUUGCAGCAUCUUGGCUGUGAAGAUUUUGAAGUAUUUGUGUGUUCAAGUUAUCAAAUGUCCAAAGCUAGGCGUCGGUCAUAGCUUGACUUUGUGUUUCAAAAACACCCAAUAAUUUCAUUUAUUUGAGGUGUACUAGAGCGUGCUAGUGAAUCGCACUACAUCAUCAGCAUUCAGCACUAGUUGAGGUUGGGCCACUUUAGCUUGGAGAGGUGCUUUUGGGAUUAUCUAUAUGUAUAGAGUGUUGUGUGUACAUUGUAAGACUUAAUGUAGCGUACUUUGAAGUUGAAUAUAAGAUGUUUUGAAUGAUAUUGAAAAGAGUAAAGUGUUAUGCAUAUCUUUGAGAUAAAUAAGAUUACAUUUUUUUUCUUACAGAUUGAGAUAUAAUGAUCUGAAUUAUAGCAAGUUAUGCUAGACAGACAGGGUUUACUAGUAGUUUGUGAUCUCAAGCACAAAAUGCUAGCAAAAUUCUGCUCGACUAUCAUACUCUUGCUCAGUCUAGGGGGAGGGGUGUGACAGAAACUCUAUUU
Messenger RNA from Elaeis guineensis (African oil palm), 3325 nucleotides. Its product is annotated as pentatricopeptide repeat-containing protein At3g16610-like. NCBI's taxonomy places the organism in Eukaryota, Viridiplantae, Streptophyta, Magnoliopsida, Arecales, Arecaceae. Gene Ontology annotation, biological process: RNA modification. The record is from RefSeq and is a predicted model, not a curated record. Gene Ontology annotation, molecular function: RNA binding; protein binding.